AUUUUGUUUGCUUUAGUAGGAGAUAGCUAUUACGAUUUAGUUUCCAAUUAGUUUUUAAUUAAUUUAAGUUUCCAAAUUGAUUGAAUUGUCUAUGGUGCCAGAAUGGUGCAAUAGCAAUGGUUGUGUGACAUCCCUCCCCCUCCCCCCUUGUGCGAUUCUCUCUCUCUUCUCUUUUCAUUCCCUGCCGAUAACAUUACCUGGAUAUUUAGAAAAAUUAGUUGGCACUUCUUCACGGCAACCCUAUUUGACCUCCUCUGAAAUCAAACAGAACCAGCAACUACCACUGGUUUCAGUACCAGAACCUGUAACUCUGCCUGCACUUAGUUCUGGAAGUUAGUUGUUGCUGGAUCUGUUCCAUAGGCCUAGGCAACUCUUCAUCUUGGAAUUCCUGGGUCGAUUGAGUCUGAUUGCAAGGGCUGCCAUCGAAUUCCCUUUCCUGGUUCUCUGCUGGGUGUGAGGAAGAAGACAGUAGCCCUUUUCCCUUUUUCCCCCCUUUGAUAUUAAAUACCCUUUUCCCUUUGUUUCUAAAUUGCACUUCAAGGUCUUCUUUAUUGCUUACUACCAUUAAUUUUACCUUUGUUCCAAGAAUAUCCCUUCCCAUCCUACAUUCUACUCCAUUUGGGUUUCUUUACUUUGUUAGCUUGAGUUCCCAUAUUUACUGUUUUGUCUUCCCACAUUGUAAACCCCAAUAUAAUUCAAAUCUGCCAUUGAUUAUUGCAAUGGAAUUAUUGAAUAUCCGACUGGGCCCAUAAGUGGAUCCAAAUCGGGUUUUGGAACCCUGGAUCUGCAUCAAUUCGCCUACUCUGUCUGAUUUGCAUGCCCUGAAGUAACCCAUGGGCUCACUGUCCGUUCUUCAGGUGACAAAGAUGAAGAAUGAAGCAUAGAAGAUGCAGACCUUAUGGACUGGAAUCCGAUCUUUCGGAUUGUCUUUAUGUUCUGCUUCUGUUCCUUCAGCUUUAUGACGGUGCAUUGACAGUGCUUUGCUUGCAAUUUUCAUGACUGGGAGAGAAGGUUUCUUUGCAGACAUAGGACUAGACUGACGUGUAGGCAUCCAUGGAGGCUGAUAUUAUACAAGCAUCAAGCAAGGAAAAUAAUGGAGGUGAUGAGAAUAUUCCAAAUGACAGCAUUGGGUUAGUAGGUGGGGAAGUAGUAGGUGAGGGUGAUAAUUCUAAGGCUGUUGAAAUGGAUGAGGAAUUAGAUGACGAAACAGAUGAAGAGGUGGUAGAUGAAGUAGAAAAGGAAUCAUAUGUAGAUGCAGGUAGUAAUGAGGGUGGCAAUACUGGUAAUGGUGAACUUACAACACCCAAUCCUUCCUCAAGGGUUCCUUAUGUUGGUUUGGAGUUUACCAAUGAGGAUCAGGCCUUCCAGUUCUACGAUGAGUAUGCGAGGUUGACGGGCUUUGGUAUUAGGAAGCAGAAGCUAUACCGAUCAAGAACAAAGAAGAUUGAUGGUAAAGGAGAACUCCUAUCACGGUUGUAUGUGUGCCACAAAGCAGGUUUUAAGCAGAAGAACGACAAACGACAGAGAGGAAAAGUAGUGAAGCAACGGCCGGAGGUCAGAGUUGGAUGUGAGGCACUGAUGCGGAUUAAAGCAAUUCCUAGUGGUUUCGUUGUGGACAAAUUUGUAGAAAGCCACAACCAUGAACUCGUCGCCGAGGAGGACACAUUCACACUGAGGUCACAUGAAGGAUGUAGUGCUGCUGUGAAGGUAAUGGUUGAGCACCUCAUUAAUGCAGGACUGAGCCCAACCCAAAUAUUUGAUGCCGUAGGGGAGGCCCUUCGUGUACAUGCUAACGUUGUGGAUAUUCCGAAAAACGACAGCUUACUUAUUUCUGAGGACAAUUACCCAAGCUGUUCAUGUGGUCGAGGGUUAAUGCGACCUGUGCUGGUCAUGGUACCUGGGUGGCCUGGUCAAAGACAAAUCUUAGUUUGCCCAAUCACCAGUGAUAAAGGUGUCGCUUGCUCUGAUGUGUUACCUUGGAAUCCUAUGAAAUGGCACAAGAAUAUCAACGGUGGUAGCGAUGCAAAGGUGGAUUACUUGCAAACACCGUAAGUUGAUGAUUUAGGAUGACAUAUCAACAUCACUAAUGAUUGUCCACAUGUUUUUUUGGUUUAGGAUGGCUACUGUUAUUACAUGUAAUUGUGAACAUGACAUUUUGAUGGUGUUGGACUAUUGUAACAAAGCUCGUUACUUGAUAUAUAAUGUGUCUAUAAUCUCUAUGGUUACUUGGUUUACGUAACCCAAAUUAAUUUCGAGAGGUUUUUUCCAA
Macadamia integrifolia is the source of this 2269-nucleotide messenger RNA. RefSeq names its product protein FAR1-RELATED SEQUENCE 5-like. NCBI's taxonomy places the organism in Eukaryota, Viridiplantae, Streptophyta, Magnoliopsida, Proteales, Proteaceae. The record is from RefSeq and is a predicted model, not a curated record. The coding region runs from base 1054 to 2052 and encodes 332 amino acids. The transcript is spliced from 3 exons.